AGACUCAAGGUUUCAGGCUCAAGACGCAGCCGCCGGGUUGAUGACAAUGGCAGUGGUGUGAGAUGGGAUGGUACUUCUCUGGCCACACUGGUGAGCUAGAUGUAGCAAGCCCUCAGACGAGCGAAAGCACCGGUAGUACAGAGAGUCAGGGAAGGAAGUAUUUCCAAUGCUUCUGGUGUCGCAGUGGACGCACCCCAAACGACUCGAGUGAAGCUGAUGCAUCAUGCAUUUCGGUUGCAGACUUUGUGAUCGACGCCUUGCACGGUGUGUCUCAAGUGUGUUUCUUUACGAACUCCGUGGCAGGAGUUGUGUUUUUAGUCGCUGUCCUCUUCGGGACACCGCGACAAGCAGUCAUCCUAGGCUUGCUGGGUGUCCUGGUGGCAACAGCAACGAGCUGGUGCUUCAGCCUUGACUCAGCUGCCAGGAAGGAUGGCACCUUGGGUUACAAUGCUAUGCUGGUGGGCUGCGCCUUUGCCUUUGCCGUACCUUACUGGUGGAGCGUCCUUGCUACACUGGCGUUGGCCAGUCUGAGUACCUUUGUGGCUGCCGGUCUCCUGAAGAUUGUGAGCCCGCAACUCACCUUGGCCUUUAACUUCUCGGCGCUGUCCACGCUGGCGGUCAUUCAUCUCAUCGAUCAUGGCACAGCAACACCAGCAGCCAUUACCUGGAACAACAUUUUGCCACAACUCAGUACCAUGGACUGCGUGACAGCCAUUUUGAAUGGAGUGUCGCAAAUAUUUUUUGUUACCAGCCCAAUCUCAGGAUGUCUCAUCCUUUUCGGAAUUGGCUUUGCUGGUCCCUUUAUGACAUUCAGCACACUUUUGGGCUCAACGGUGGCUACCUUAGGAGCUGCUAGAUGCGGAGCAGAUAUCUCACGGUUUCAGCAAGGCAUUUGGGGUUACAAUGCUGCUUUGACAGCUUUGUGGAUCUCAUUCCACUUCAGAUCCCUUGGAUAUGUUGCAGUGUUUUUCUUGGUUUGUUUCGGGGCUGCAGCUGCCACUGCUGUCUUUGCUGGAAUGGAUGCGGUGGUUGCAAUGACACACGGCUUUGCGCCAACUUGCUUCACGCUGCCAUUCAACGCUGUGGGGCUGUCCUUGGUCGCAAUUCAACGUUUCAUCCAGGGAAUCCAUUCCCUGACAAAAGCCAAGUCCUCGGAAUGUACGGAGCAAUGCUAGGCUCUGCCAGGCCGGCAGCUGGUUGACCUGUGCUUGAUAGCAAUUGGCAAUUGGCAAUGUGAUUCUGAAAAAGAAGAAGUAAUGUGAUUAUUUGCUUGGCAAGAAUGACAAGAAACACCUAAAAGAGCAGAUGUUUCGAGGGGGCACCCUACGUCCCACUGAGAUGAUUGUAAAUGUGCACCCACCAAAAGUGUGUGGAAAGAGGGCUUGAUGCGCUUGGCAUCAGGCUUGCCGCUGGACAACAGGCUUCGUUUGUGGCAGGGCUGAU
Messenger RNA from Effrenium voratum, 1443 nucleotides. The record is from the annotation of a GenBank genome assembly. NCBI's taxonomy places the organism in Eukaryota, Dinophyceae, Suessiales, Symbiodiniaceae.